Molecule: messenger RNA, 907 nt
Organism: Lentinula edodes (shiitake mushroom)
Lineage: Eukaryota; Fungi; Basidiomycota; Agaricomycetes; Agaricales; Omphalotaceae
Exons: 3
Coding region: 347-802 (151 amino acids)
Source: RefSeq, a predicted model, not a curated record
GACUUCCGGCUUAGCCUUAUGUAGGCUUCCGUGACCACGAAAAAACUAGAAUAGAAUAAUGAGCUUCAUUUGAAGGCAUCGCCGUAAGACUCUUUCACUAUUCAGAUCCUAUGGAUUUGGUAUAAGUUCAAGGUAUGGUCCUUCAUUUCGGUGGCAAACUUCAAGUUUCAUCCAGGCCGCCCAAGGCUAUACCUAGGCUAAGCCUACUAUGUGUAUUCCGAAGGCGUUUUCAUGCCGCUCUCUCACUCCAAGUAUUCUUCGGGGGUGUAUAUAAGGCUCACAUCCUUAAGCUUGUGGGUAUCCUCAACUUCCUUUGGAGAAAGCACCACACGAAUUUCCUUGAAAUAUGUUGCACACCAUGUCUUGCACUGUUCUUGCACUUCUUGUUCUUACGUGCACCUCUGUUGCUCAAAAGGCACUGUUUGCGUAUCCUCAGGAUGGAGACACAUUGGUGGCCGGAUCCAACAUCAGUAUCAGAGUUGACCGUCCUACGCCAUCCGGUCCUGUUGUAGAGGCUGGCAUUGGUUUGGGAAUGAGCCCUUGCAAUGAAUCUUGCCCUUCACCCGAAACCUCCUUCGAGUAUCUGUUCUAUGCAGGCGCAUUCAAUCCUCAGCGACCUGCACAAGUAAGCCUCGGAGAAGAUUUCAGCGCAUUCCAAAACUUCACAGUCACAGUGCCUUCUAUCGAUGGACCUGCUAUCUUAGGCUUCUUGCAUUCAAGCUUCGGCGAAGGGGCUGCUGCCUUUUACCCUUAUUUCGAAUCUGUGAACAUCACGGUGAACGUUGUACCAUCGUCACAAUAAGAGUUUGAAGGAGUUUCUGAUUUAUGAGAGUAUGAUAUACAAUAUUCAGAAGGACCUUAGCGAAUAGCACUUACACUAUUUCAUCCGUAAAUCUAAUUGCAAGAA